Molecule: messenger RNA, 685 nt
Organism: Cotesia glomerata
Lineage: Eukaryota; Metazoa; Arthropoda; Insecta; Hymenoptera; Braconidae
Product: endocuticle structural glycoprotein SgAbd-3-like
Exons: 2
Coding region: 106-573 (155 amino acids)
Cellular component (GO): chitin-based extracellular matrix
Molecular function (GO): structural constituent of chitin-based larval cuticle
Source: RefSeq, a predicted model, not a curated record
UUUAUAGAUAGAGCCUAGAAAAUCUAGUAUAAAAGCUCUCAUCCUCCGGAGAUUGACAUUAGUUUUCUUCAGUUCUCUUCAGACGGAAUAACCAACCAACCAACUAUGAACGGCAAAGUAGUCUUGUCCCUCCUGAUGCUGGUAGCCGGGAUCAGCGCUCAGCGUGGCGCCCGGCCAGUUCCCCCCCAGCAGGGAGGAAGCCCUCUAGUGCCGCCAAGUCAACCCAAGCAGGGGUCCAAGGACGACGUGACUAUCGUCCACCAGGAGCAGGACAUUAGCCCUGAUGGCACUUUCUCUUCAUCUUGGGAAACAUCCGACGGAUCGACCUUCUCCGAGACCGGCGGCAUGAAGACCGUGGGAGAAAACGCCACUCAAACCCGCCAAGGAUCCGCUAGCUGGACUGCUCCCGAUGGAACCAAGAUCAACCUCUCCUGGACCGCCGACGAGAACGGAGUCGUCUUCGCUGGUGACCAUCUUCCAACCCCUCCACCCACUGAAGCUAUUCCUGAAGCUAUUCAGAGAUCUUUGGACUGGAUCGCCAAGAACCCGUCCCCUGACGCCAAAAGCCAAUAAGCUAGAGAUUUUUUUAUAAAUAUGUCUUCCAUAAAUUUAUUUUUUUAUGUUUUUUAUUAAUAUGCGUUCCAUGACUUGAUUUUGCAAUAAAAAAUUAUGUUAAAAAAAUUUU